Mesoplodon densirostris (Blainville's beaked whale) is the source of this 4393-nucleotide messenger RNA. RefSeq names its product microtubule associated protein 9 (gene MAP9). The transcript has 14 exons. The coding region runs from base 164 to 2095 and encodes 643 amino acids. Gene Ontology annotation, biological process: regulation of mitotic cytokinesis; mitotic spindle assembly; mitotic cytokinesis. Gene Ontology annotation, molecular function: microtubule binding. Gene Ontology annotation, cellular component: astral microtubule. NCBI's taxonomy places the organism in Eukaryota, Metazoa, Chordata, Mammalia, Artiodactyla, Ziphiidae. The record is from RefSeq and is a predicted model, not a curated record.
AGUUGGUCUCUGAGAGCAGCCAGGCGCAGGCCCAGGAGACGGGCCAACAGCUGGUUCCUCCGGUCGCGGGGAGACAUCCGCAGGAAUGCACCACCAUCAGAGGUUGAAUUAUCCCUAUCAUUUGUUAGCCAUUUUAUAAAAUUAGAGAAUUAAAAUAAACACUAUGUCUGAUGAAGUUUUUAGCACAACUUUGGCAUAUACAAAGAGUCCAAAAGUCACCAAAAGAACUACUUUCCAGGAUGAACUAAUAAAAGCAAUUACAGCUCGCUCAACCAGACAAAAAAGUUCUGAAUACUCAGAUGACUUUGACAGUGAUGAGAUUGUUUCCUUAGGUGACUUUUCUGACACCUCAGUAGAUGAAAAUUCAGUUAAGAAAAGGAUUAAUGAUUUUCAUAUAUCAGAUGAUGAAGAAAAGAAUUCUCCAAAACUGUCUUUUUUGAAAACCAAGAAAUCAAUGAAUGAUGUGAGGAAAGAUGAGCCAGUCGUCUCUAUCAAAAACGAUGAGAUGGCACCUGAUGGUGGUAACGGCAUGAUUGUAAAUCCCUUAUCUGAAUCUCAAAAUAAACAACAAGAAACUGAAAAGGAGAAAAUUAAAAUGGCAACGAAACCUAAAAUUCUUCCAAUCAAAAGCACAUCUUCAGAAAAUAACAGCAGCCUUGAAGCAGACAACCACUUUAAGCCUUCACCUCGGCCAAGGAGCAUGUUGAGAAAGCACAGCCACAGGGAGGAGAAAGACAGGCUAGGAGAAGACAAAGACACUGCCCUCCAUGAAGAGUUAGAGGCACAUUCUGCACCAUCGUGCCUCCCAAGGCUGAAUGGCAGACAACCAGAAGCUGAGGAAAAUGUAUUCUCUGAAAACCUUGACCCUGAGGAUGCAUGGUUAACAAGUCUAUCAUCAUCAUCCCUUAAAGAAAGUCUCGGAAAUUCCUCUUCACCAGUAUCUGGGGAAAAAGCCUCCAUUACAGAUCAGAAUGAAGAAUGCACUGAAAACCAUAAUUCCUUGAAAUCAAUUGAAAAUGAAGAGAACUCAUUUUUGAUAGACUUUGUUACUACACUUGAGAAACCCAAGGAAAGUCAAGUGACUACUGAUGACCUUGAAGAAGAAAAGGAGAAAACUGAACUGAUUAUGAGUGAUGACUUAACAGUUGAUGAUCCACCACUAUUUCAACUUCAGAGUAUCUUAUGCACUGAGUCUGUAAAGAAAAUAAUUCAAGAUAGAAAUAUGAAGAAUAAAAAGUCAACAAAUAAUAGAGCAUCCAAUGCAUCUGGCAGAUUAGUGACCUCUGAGUUCUUAAAGAAACCUGGUUCUCUAAGGAGAACUCCGUUGACAGUUCCCACUUCUCACUAUUUAGGGACUUUGAGAGUCUUGGACCAAAAGCCUUCACAGAAACAGAACACAGAACCUGACAGAGCAGAUAACAUAAGGGCAGCUGUUUAUCAGGAGUGGUUAGAAAAGAAAAAUAUUUAUUUACAUGAAAUGCACAGAGUUAAAAGAAUCGAAAGUGAAAACUUAAGGAUUCAAAAUGAACAGAAAAGAGCUGUUAAGAGAGAAGAAGCCUUAGCAUCAUUUGAGGCCUGGAAAUCCAUGAAAGAAAAGGAAGCAAAGAAGGUAGCUGCAAAAAAAAGGCUUGAGGAAAAAAAUAAGAAGAAAACUGAAGAAGAAAGUGCUGUGAGAAAAAGAGAAGCACUACAAUCUUUUGAAAAAUGGAAAGAGAAAAAGAUGGAAUAUCUUAAAGAGAAAAGUAAAAAGGAGAAAGAAUAUGAAAGAGCAAAGAAACAGAAAGAGGAGGAAACUGUUGCUGAGAAAAGGAAAGAUAACUUAACUGCUGUUGAAAAAUGGAAUGAAAAAAAGGAAGCUUUUUUCAAGGAAAAGGAAAAAGAGAAAAGAAAUGAGAAAAGAAAAGAAGAACUGAAAAGAGCUGAGAAAAAAGAUAAAGAUAAACAAGCUCUUGAUGAAUAUGAAAAAUGGCUGGAAAAAAAAGAAAAGAAGGGAAGAACUGAACGAAAACCAAAGAAACAUCAUCCCUUUCUUGAAAAUGAGGCACUUCCUCCAUGGAGCCCUCCAAGCAGAACUGUGUUCUCAAAAGUGUCUUGAUAAUUCUUAUUCUUGCAUUAUUUAGUUAUUUAUCAAUUCACCAAUUUUAGCCAAUCUAAAUUUAAAACUAUUCAAUUAUUUAUAGUUAGAAGAGUCUAUUUUAAUUAAAUGCUGGUCACUUCUGCUGACAAUGAAAAAGAUGCUUUAUAGUUUAAUCAGUGAAAGCAUUGAAAGCAUUUUGAACUGUAGAUAAACUGCUUCAAAUGAAGAGCUAAUAAUCAGAUUGCUUUUAUCAUUGAAAUACAUAACCCUUUAUCAUGUCCUGAUAAUUCUUAUAGUCUGAUGAUCCAUGAUCACUUUCCCUAACCUGUUCAUGUUAUUAGUAUGUUUAUUCUCCAAUAUAAAAAGAAAACCAGGGCUUCCCUGGUGGCGCAGUGGUUGAGAAUCUGCCUGCCGAUGCAGGGGACAUGGGUUCGUGCCUCGGUCCAGGAAGAUCCCACAUGCCAUGGAGCGGCUGGGCCCGUGAGCCAUGGCUGCUGAGCCUGCGCAUCCGGAGACUGUGCUCCACAACCGGAGAGGCCACAGCAGUGAGAGGCCCGCAUACCACAAAAAAAUAAAUAAAAUAAAAAAAUAAAAAGAAAUAAAAAGAAAACCAUCUAGGUACCAUAAUCAUAGAAAUAAUUCAUUUUGUGAAUGAUUGCACAUCUAGAUUCGGGUUUUAAAAUGAAUGGUCACUGGGGUGUAUGCAAAGAAGGUGCAAGAAAUGGUUAACAAAGACCUAGAAGAAUUAAAGAAAAAAACAACUGGAAGACUUAAAGAACAAACAGAGAUGAACAACACAAUAACUGAAAUGAAAACUACACUAGAAGGAAUCAAUAGCAGAAUAACUGGGGCAGAAGAACGGAUAAGUGAUCUGGAAGACAGAAUGGUAGAAUUCACUGCCAUGGAACAGAAUAAAGAAAAAAGAAUAAAAAGAAAUUAAGGCAGCCUAAGAGACUUCUGGGACAACAUUAAACACAAAAAUGUUCACAUUAUAAGGGUCCCAAAGGGGAAGAGAGAGAGAAAGGACCCAAGAAAAUAUUUGAAGAGAUUAUAGUUGAAAACUUCCAUAACAUGGGAAAGGAAAUAGCCACCCAGGUCCAGGAAGCACAGAGAGUCCCAAGCAGGAUAAACCCAAGGAGAAACAGGCUGAGACACAUAAUAAUCAAAUUGGCAAAAAUUAACGACAAAGAAAAAUUAUUGAAAGCAGCAAGGGGAAAAAAACAAUUAACAAACAAGGGAACUCCCAUAAGGUUAACAGCUGAUUUCUCAGCAGAAACUCUACAAGCCAGAACAGAGUGGCAUAAUAUACUUAAAGGGAUGAAAGGGACAAACCUACAACCAAGAUUACUCUACCAGACAAGGAUCUCAUUCAGUUUUGACAGAGAAAUCAAAAGCUUUACAGACAAGCAACAGCUAAGGGAAUUCAGUACCACCAAACCAGCUCUACAACAAAUGCUAAAGGAACUUCUCUAAUUGAGAAACACAAGAGAAGAAAAGGACCUACAAAAACAAACCCCAAACAAUUAAGAAAAAGGUAAUUGGAACAUACAUAUUGAUAAUUACCUUAAACAUAAAUGGAUUAAAUGCUUCAACCAAAAGACACAGGCUUGCUGAAUGGACACAAAAACAAGACAUAUAUAUAUAUGUUGUCUACAAGAGACCCACUUCAGACCUAGGGACACAUUCAGUCUGAAAGCGAAGGGAUGAAAAAAGAUAUUCCAUGUAAUUGGAAAUCAAAAGAAAGCUGGAGUAGCAACACUCAUAUCAGAUAAAAUAGACUUUAAAAUAAAGAAUGUUACAAGAGACAAGGAAGGCCACUACAUAAUGAUCAAGAGAUCAAUCCACCCAUCAUAGGAGCACUUCAAUACAUAAGGCAACUGCUAACAGCUAUAAAAGAGGAAAUCAACAGUAACACAAUAAAAGUGGGGGACUUUAACACCUCACUUACACCAAUGGACAGAUCAUCCAAACAGAAAAUAAAUAAGGAAACACAAGCUUUAAAUGACACAAUAGACCAGAGAGAUUUAAUUGAUAUUUAUAGGACAUUCCAUCCCAAAACAGCAGAUUACACUUUCUUCUCCAGUGCACAUGGAACAUUCUCCAGGAUAGGUCACAUCUUGGGUCACAAAUCAUGCCUCAGUAAAUUUAAAAAUUGAAAUAAUAUCAAGCAUCUUUUUUGACCACAACACUAUGAGAUUAUAAAUGAAUUACAGGGAAAAACACAUAAAAAACACAAACACAUGCAGCCUAAACAAUACAUUACUAAAUAACCAAGAGAUCACUGAAGAAAUCAAAGAGGAAAUCGAAAAAUACCUA